AAUAUUAAUAAACAGAUGCAGAGAUUUAAAGACAAGAUACAAACAAAAAGCAUUAAUUCUAAAGCUACUGUGAAUGCAAGUUCGAAGCAUAACAAUGAUAAUUUUCUUAAUCUUCCGGAUGUUCCGGAUGAUGAGCCACAGCCAAAGGAAAACGAUGAAAUCACUUGUAACGAAUUACUCCAAAUUCUGAAUGAGGAGAGAAAACAUAAUAAAAAAAGAUUACUUAUAGUUGACAUAAGAAGUAAAAAAGAUUAUUUAGAAUCAACACUAGCAUUCCAAGACAGUUUGAUUAACAUUCCAAUCGAUAUAUUAGAAUUAGAUAUAGUACAAGAACAUUAUAAUUUUCUGGCACUUGAUGUUAAAAAUGUAAUAGAACAUUUUAAUGAAAAAUCUGUUCAUAUCGUUGCCUUAGUUGCUUCAAACUCUUCCUUUGGCAUUAAGAAAAAUAGUAGUUCUGUACAAUUAUUAAAAAAAUUUUUAGAGAAAUGGAAUAUAUUUCCAAAAAGAUUCGUUAUUUUAAAAGGAGGUUUUCAAGAGUGGAAAAAAUGUUGUCCAUCGAUGAUUAAACAUCGCACCGCAAAAGAAUCUGCUAUGAUAAAUGAUAUAUUGGAUAACAUAUCUGAUCGUAAAAGUUACAAUUCCAUUUCAUCUACUGAAAAGUUAUCUCCAAUAUUAUCUACUAUACACCCACCUGGUGUAAAAGUUAAGCAAUUUUUACCAUCAAAUUUUGAAGCUAGCAAGAACGACGCGAAUACGUUGAGGCUUCAUAAUGAAAAUAAUCGAGACCCAAGCAACUCGACAGAUAACUUCUCUAGCAAAUCUGAGGUCAUGGCUAAUGACUCGCGGCUUCUACGCAACAAUAACAUGAAACAGGUGAAAAUUGUACUUGAUAAAAUACCAAUGGAAUCAUGUACAAAGCUACCAUUAAAACCACCCGUCGAUCGUAGCAAUAAGCCGAAUCUUGAUCACAAAUUGUCCGAUGCAAAAGAUUUGCAAAAGAACUUUACCGAAGUGCAGCGAUCCUGUUUGCAGCAUGAGAAAAAUUAUUUUGACGGAUGGUCUCGAGAACAAAGCGACACUCUGAGAAAAUCGAGACAAGAGAAAACAAUACUAAAAGGAAGAAAAGAGCAGGCACGAAUAUAUCCAGAUUUAUCGGGUUUGCAAUUACAACGUAAGAAAGAAAUUGAGCAUCGAGAGCAAUAUAUAAAUCGCGACAAAGAAAAUAUUCAAGAACUGAGAAAAAGAGUAGAUCAAUCGAAAAUAGAACCUCCAACCUCGCAAUCUAUGGAUAUUGACGAUAAGAAGAUUUACGCUGUGCCAUUAAAGCCCGAAAAUUCGAAUAUGAACUCGGGACUUAAACGCUCGAUUUCUAGUCCUAACCUCAUGCAGGUAAAGAAGCUAAAAGCAACCCAUCAAGGGAAAAACGACCCCAAAAGGACACCUGAUUUCAGUAGAUCGUUGAAACCAAACAGAGGAUAUGAUAAUUUAAGUUCUGGUAUUUCGUUAAAGAACAGAGAACAGUGUAUGGAACCUGUUUACGCCAGUCCAGGAUCGUGUCCAGGAAUUACAGGAUUGAAAAAUCUCGGCAAUUCAUGCUACAUGAAUAGUAUUAUCCAAUGCCUCAGUAACACGGCAUAUUUGGCACAAUAUUUCAUCAACAAUUCGUACAUUAACGAUCUUAACAAAAAUACCGACAAAGGCGUUACAGGAUACGUGGCCGAGGAAGUUGCUCAGGUUAUAAAAGCAUUAUGGAGAGGGCAAUUCAAAAGCAUAUCGCCACGUGAUCUGAAGGUUGUAGUCGGGCAAUAUAAGCUACAAUUUGAAAGCUUCGAUCAACAAGAUUCUCAUGAAUUCUUAAUGUUUUUACUAGACUGGAUGCACAAUGACUUAAAACAGAAAAGUAAGGUUUCUUAUGAUCGACCAUUAUCUACUGCAGAAAAAGAAUGGGAAAAAUCCAUGGAUGGGCAAAGUUCCAAAAUUUCAGAGCUAUUUUUCGGACAAUUAAGAUCGACCAUUGAAUGCGUACAUUGUAGCAAAAAUAGUACAACGUUUGAAACUUUUAAUAGCCUGACAAUGUCCUUGCCAGGCUCAAGUAAAUGUUCUUUAGAUGAUUGUGUAAGAAAAUUCGUGAGCAGUCAGAAGGUCUCGGGUUGGAAAUGCCCAAAUUGCAAAGUACCGCGGGAAGGGAUGAAAAAAUUCGAAAUAGCAAAGCUACCACACAUCAUUGUUAUUCAUUUGAAUCGUUUCGGGGAUACAGGAGGAUGGCUCGAGAAGAAAAACACGGCCGUUGAAUUUCCACUUUGCAAUUUCACUCUGAGAACGUAUUUUUCACAAGACGAUAACCAUCUUAACAAUUCUCAAGCCUCCAACUAUAAUCUCUACGCCAUGUCAAAUCAUUAUGGAACUAUGGAUGGUGGACACUACACAGCUUAUUGCAAAAAUAAUACCCAAAAUAAGUGGUAUAAAUACGACGACCAUACAGUAACUGAAGUUCAUCAGAAUCAAGUUAAAAGUCAAAGUAAUAGCGCAUAUCUGCUUUUCUAUACAUCGGUAUCAGCUGAACCUUACUUGAAUAGUUAGUAAGGACUCAUAUUAAUGAUUAUUAAAUGCAAGAACAUUUGAGAGAAAAAUGGACUAAGUUAUCAUAUGAACAAUCAGAGAAUCCAUAAAACUCAAUGUACUUUUUU
This is a messenger RNA of Ceratosolen solmsi marchali, 2687 nucleotides long. RefSeq names its product Ubiquitin specific protease 8. The coding region runs from base 16 to 2580 and encodes 854 amino acids. The record is from RefSeq and is a predicted model, not a curated record. Gene Ontology annotation, molecular function: cysteine-type deubiquitinase activity. The transcript is spliced from 12 exons. Gene Ontology annotation, biological process: protein deubiquitination. Lineage: Eukaryota; Metazoa; Arthropoda; Insecta; Hymenoptera; Agaonidae.